AUGGGUCCGGUUUCAGGGCAGAAGCCGCCGCUGUGGGGUGAGGAGCCCGGCCGUGGUGGACCUGCUGCAGUGACAACAGAGGUUGGAAGACUUCUUGGUGAGGAAAAGGUCGAUGCAAUCGUGUGUGUAGCAGGAGGAUGGGCUGGAGGCAGCGCCAAAGCUAAAUCUUUAUACAAAAACUGUGAUCUGAUGUGGAAGCAGAGUGUUUGGACAUCAACUAUUUCGAGCCACCUAGCCACAAAACAUCUGAAAGAAGGCGGCCUCUUGACCUUGACAGGAGCUCAACCUGCUUUAUCUGGAACCCCAGGGAUGAUUGGCUAUGGCAUGGCCAAAGGAGCAGUGCAUCAGCUUUGUCAGAGUUUAGCUGGUGCCAAUAGUGGCUUGCCAUCUGGUUCUGCUGCUGUUGCCAUUUUACCUGUUACCUUAGAUACACCAGCAAACAGGAAAUCAAUGCCUGAUGCAGAUUUCAGCUCCUGGACACCCUUAGAAUUCAUUGCUGAAACCUUCUACGACUGGAUGACAGGAAAGAAUCGACCAAACUCAGGGAGUCUAAUCCAGGUGAUAACUACAGGAGGGAAGACUGAACUAGUUGCAGCAGCGCAUCUUUGAUGUCAGUCAGUUAAGGCAGUGGAACUUCACCAAAGGAGAAGCUAUGGAAAAAUCUGUCUGUCGGUAUAAUGUCGAUGGUCUUCUGUAUCCACUGAUUGUAGUUAUGUCAUUAAUGGAACCAGAUUUCAAGUAAUAUUUCUGUGCUGUCACUUGUGAGCUAUCAGCAUUUGUUUACCAACAAGUAUCAAGUAUUUGUCUGUAAAUGAAAGCUGCAGGCUUUGAAGUCUCUAGAUGUCCUAAUUCUGAGCGUUAUAUGUUGACUUACCUGUUUUCUCUGAAAUGGGAACUGUGCUUAAUUAUGACAUGUAAUCACAUACAUAAUGGUUGGAUUUUUUUCUCAGUCAGUAAGUGUUCCUGGCUACUUACUAUGAAUCUUUCAGUAGUCUGUCUGUCUUUUUCUGUCUGAAGAUAUAAGCCCUCCCUUGCAUAUUAUGUUGGCUAUAAUUAUAGGAAAC
This is a messenger RNA of Cariama cristata (Red-legged seriema), 1064 nucleotides long. RefSeq names its product quinoid dihydropteridine reductase (gene QDPR). Gene Ontology annotation, cellular component: cytoplasm. NCBI's taxonomy places the organism in Eukaryota, Metazoa, Chordata, Aves, Cariamiformes, Cariamidae. Gene Ontology annotation, biological process: L-phenylalanine catabolic process; tetrahydrobiopterin biosynthetic process. The record is from RefSeq and is a predicted model, not a curated record. Gene Ontology annotation, molecular function: NADH binding; NADPH binding; 6,7-dihydropteridine reductase activity. The transcript is spliced from 6 exons. The coding region runs from base 1 to 609 and encodes 202 amino acids.